Messenger RNA from Thunnus maccoyii (southern bluefin tuna), 6447 nucleotides. Its product is annotated as E3 ubiquitin-protein ligase DTX1-like. The record is from RefSeq and is a predicted model, not a curated record. Lineage: Eukaryota; Metazoa; Chordata; Actinopteri; Scombriformes; Scombridae. The transcript has 12 exons. Gene Ontology annotation, biological process: protein ubiquitination; Notch signaling pathway. Gene Ontology annotation, molecular function: ubiquitin protein ligase activity; zinc ion binding. Gene Ontology annotation, cellular component: nucleoplasm. The coding region runs from base 725 to 2977 and encodes 750 amino acids.
CAUCGCUUUGGCUUCACCCUCAGUAAAAGAAGCGGCUUGCCAGUACUUUUAAAAGUGCAAAAGAGGGGAAAAUAAGUUUCAUUACAUUACAAUAUAAGUAACUCGAGCAAUGCUUUAUUUUUCACUCACAGUUGUACAAUGAUGGCACUUAUUACCACGUAGAAAAUAUUCGACGAAAUUUGAAGGAGAAGUAUAUCAAAUAAGUCAACUGAAGGUAAAAGUGGGUGUUUGGAUCAACAGGGGGACCCUGGCAUUAGAUGUUUUGGGAGACACUCUUUCUAUUGGUUGUCGAGCCAAAGUCACCAUGGGGGUUUCUGGGCGUGGUGAGGGUGAGGGGGCUUCCUCCCAGUCCCUUCCAGCUUCAUACCAAGUUUGCCCACAGAAAGGUAAAGAUGGACCCGAAAGGAUAGCACUGGGAUAAACAUGGAGGAGUUUAUUUCAUCGCAACAUGGACAUCCUAUUAUCUUCUUACCUAUAACCCAUUAAAGGGUCUUUUUCUGAUUGGGGUUUGAAUUUUAUUUAAAAGACAAACUAGGAGGAUUCUGCUCUGUGCGACCACCUGGGGUUGAAGGGAGAGACAGAAGGAGCCAUGGUGGAGUCGAGUAGACGAAAGGCUAGAUCCACUUCAUGAAGAGGUCUGUGACGGUCCUGGAUUUUGUUCCGACAGUCCUGGACUAGGAGAGUGGAGCCAGAAGAUCACAUCAACAGGGCCAACAGUAACAACAUGCUCCUGGCCUCCGCCGUGGUGGUUUGGGAAUGGCUGAACGAACACGGCCGGUGGCGGCCCUACAGCCCCGCCGUCUCCCAUCAGAUAGAGGCGGCCAUUCGGAGCGGCGACCCCCGCGGAGGGAGCGUGGUCCUCGGCCAGGUGGACAGCCGGCUCUCGCCGUACAUCAUAGAUCUCCAGUCCAUGCACCAGUUCAGACAGGAUACAGGAACCAUCCGUCCAGUGCGGAGGAGUUUUUAUGACCCAGCCUCGGCCCCGGGGCAGGGUUGGCAGUGGGAGUGGGAAAACGAUGCGGGUUCAUGGACGCCCUAUGACAUGGAGGUGGCCAUUGCCAUCGAGAGCGCCCACAGCCGCCAGCAGCCCUGCCUCGACCUCACACCGCUCGGCUUCUGCUACCUCAUUGAUUAUCAGAACAUGACACAGGUGAACAAACAGAGCCAGAGGUGUCGGAGGAUCCAGAGGCGUGCUGACAUGGCACACCCUCUAGUGUCGGGGCCUCUCCCCUUUCAGAAGGGAGGAGGAGGUGUAGGAGGAGGGGGAGGGCUAACAGGAGCCCUGCUGGGUGUUGGGGUAUCAGGGGCCAGCAUGGGUAUUGGAAGCUCUGUUUACCCCAAUGGGGGCUCAACAGCUACUGGACUGGGCCAGCCUUGUUCCUGCCAGCAAUGCAUGCUGGUCCUUAGUGUGAAAACAAAUACAGGAGGAGCAGGGGGAGGGAUACAGACUUUAGGUAGACGUUCACUAACCAUGCAGCGACCCAAGAACUCAGCACCCAUGGUCCCCAAACCCCUGAGUCCAUCUAAAUCAGCCACUCUGGGACGAGGACAGCAGCAGAACUCCAACUCCAACUCCAACUACUACCAGACGCUGCCGCACGGCCUGGCCAUCUCCAGAAACACCGCCUCCCCGAGAAGGAACGCCCAGCUCUUCGCUCAGUCGCUGGCCGCCCUCACCGCAGGCACCUCCUCUCUGGGUAUCUCCUCGUCUUCCAACAGGCCGCCUCCCCCAUCCCUCCCGCCCCCUCAGCCCCCAUCAUCCAACCCGAACCUGAACCCUCCGUCCCUUCCGGCUAAGCACUCCUCCUCAUCCUCAGCCAACGAAUCAGUGCCAACCGCCACAUUAAUUACCCCUGCCAGCAACGUGACCACGCCCCCUUCUCCCGUGCCAUCUCCAUCGCCGUUGGUGAUGAAGCCGCAGCGCACGCCAUCGACAGCGGCGACAGUGUGCCAUGCCCCGUUGCCACAGAGAUCAAGCUUAGCCGGGCUGAGCAGACCAGCACUACAGAGGAUUGCCAUGGCCCAGUCCAGAGCACUCAUAGCCUCAGGUGUGCCCACCGUCCCUGUAAAGAACCUCAAUGGAUCCAGUCCUGUUCACCCUGCACUGGCUGGGAUCACAGGCAUCCUGAUGAGUGCUGCUGCUCUGCCCGUCUGUCUUACCAGGCCUCCUAAACUUGUACUGCACCCUCCACCUGUCAGCAAGAGCGACAUCAAACCUGUGCCAGGCUUUGGCCACUGCUGCAGAAAGACCACCAAGAAGCAGGCUCGCAAGGGUAAAACUCCAGAGGAGGUGGUAAAGAAGUACCUGCAGAAAGUAAAAAGUCCACCAGAGGAGGACUGUACCAUCUGUAUGGAGCCACUGGCGGGUCCAUCCGGAUAUAAGGGCCCAGGGGUGGGACCUGUUUCAAGAGCAGAGUCAGUGGGGCGACUAGCACAGUGUGGACACCAGUACCAUUUCCAGUGUCUGGUGGCCAUGUAUAAUAAUGGCAACAAGGAUGGCAGUCUUCAGUGUCCCACCUGUAAAACCAUCUACGGCGUAAAGACAGGCAACCAACCGGCAGGGAAGAUGGAGUACCACGUCAUCCCUCACUCUCUACCAGGGCAUCCUGACUACAAAACCAUACGCAUCAUCUACAACAUACCACCAGGCAUUCAGGGACCAGAGCAUCCGAACCCAGGAAAGCCCUUCACUGCCAGAGGCUUUCCACGACACUGCUACCUCCCAGACAGCGAGAAAGGACGCAAGGUACUUAGACUGCUCCUGGUAGCGUGGGACCGCAGGUUGAUCUUCUCAGUUGGUACUUCGAGCACUACAGGAGAGUCUGACACCGUCAUCUGGAACGAGGUCCACCAUAAGACAGAGUUUGGCUCCAACCUGACCGGCCACGGCUUCCCCGACCCCGGACACCUCGACAACGUCCUGGAAGAGCUCCGAGCUCAGGGCAUCACAGAGGACGACGGACUGACAGACAAGUGAAAGGAUGAGCAACCGGGGCAGCAGAGGAAGAGGAGACGUCGGUGUGAGACAGUAAUCGUGAGGGUGGAAGAGAGAAAGAGGAGUAGAAGAAGAGAAGUGGGCCUCACCAUGAAAAUAACAGAAGCAGGAGGAGGAGGGCGCUUGGACUGAGACAGUCUCUCUCUGCCAGCACUUAAAAGGGGUGCAGGGUGACGUUUUAGGUUAUAGAAGACAUUGAUUUUGAUUUGCAGGAGUAACCACUUCUUAAGAUGUUGAUGGAGUCACUGCUGGGUUUGCCUGUCAGUGCUGACAGUCUGACAAGACGGUUUUGAAGCAAGCACAUCAACAGAAGUGGGAGAUAGUUUGAGGAAGCAGCAGCUCAGAAAUAAAAGCCAGACAGAGGAGGACAAAACUAAGAAACCAGCAGCAAGAAUGAUGGCACUCAUGGUUUUAGCUACUAAACAGCUAGGUACUAAAAGUCAACACGGGAGAAUGAAUCGGUACUAAUAUUCAGGACAAAAACAAGUUUACUUUACUGAGAGAAAGAGUAACCAGGAGAAGAUGGUAAAAUGUUAGCAUAGUUCAAUAAAAACUGGGAGAGAACGGACAAAGAGAGACAGAAGUUGGAGAGGUGGGGGAGGGGAUGGGAGGAAGGACAGAGGGAAUAAUGUAGCAGAAAGAGAGAAAGAUGGUCUACGAACGUAGUGUAGGAUAGGAGUAGAGUAAAACUAACUUGUAUGGUACGUAACAGGUGCUUUAGCUAUCACCACAAACACAACAAAACCAAGAGUGAUGAAGAGAAAGAGAAAGACAUAUUGUGUGCUUGCUUUGUUCAAAACCACCUGCUUCUUCUCAGUUCAAGUUUAGUGCUGUUGCUCCCUCUCCUGGUUUGUCUGAUGAACUACACCUCAGCCUGCAAGCUACUGGAACAAAUCAAAAUGUUACUACGAGUUAUCCACCUGUGUUACUUUUUAUCAUUGUUACUAUAAUCCUCAUUUAACGUCAUUCCAUAAUUUACCUCUUACUUUUUUACUUUUGUUAUUAUCUAGGCUCUGUGCGUUUAUGAUUGUAUGUGAAAUGACAAAAGACCAAACUAAGGCCUAGUCAUGCGGGCCUCUUUGGAGUCUUAUUGUUGAGCCGCUGUGGUACAAUUUAGUCUUAGAUACACAGGUACCAGAAUUUACUUACAUAUCUUAAUUUGAAUUGUUUGUCCCUUUUGACAGUUCACCUGGUUUCAUUGGAUGUAGAUGCGGUUGUAUCCUGUCAAGAGUGGAGCACCAGUGAAAGAAAGUGGGGGUGUGAAUAAAAAGCUGCUUACUUUCAUAAAGAAGCAUUUUGGGGUUUGGCAGGAAGCGCAGAGGUUUUAUUUUUCAAGAAUUUUUAAAAAUUCUUGUUGAAUGAGCCUGACUACAGGUGCUUAGAGCCGAGAGAAAUGAAACAAAAGUCGGGGGCUCGUCCCCCAGAAAGCCCCACAGAUUGAGCAGAACGUUGGAGGGAUGGGGAGGAUGGAGAGGAUAAGAGGGAGAGCUGGUCUGCACGAACACAAAAUACUACUGAGGAGGGAAAAAAAGACAAAUAAAUUUGACUUGAGCCAUCUGUCAGGUGGACACAAUUAUUUUCACAAACAAUUCAUCCUGGUUCCAUUAUAACAGGACAAUAUGAUGAUAAGACUUAAGUCUGUGGUUGUAAGUGAUGAGUGGGAGUUUAUCAGAUUACCACCCACAGACAUGCAGCCCUGCCACUGGUUCAAAUCUGUUGAAACCCAUGACUGAACAGUUUUACGUGCAUAUAAACUCCCCUCUGAUGUAGCACGUAAACUGAGGUCAUGAAAGAUAUUUAAUAAUGCCUCAACUUUUUCUUGUUUACUUGAGGUGAUAUAUCUCAUGACGUUUUCUUAGCCAGUUUCAGACUAUCUAUAGGAAACACAUCAAAAACUGUAGUUUCUCCUGAUUAGCUGCCAUCGCUGAAGAGUUUCCUGUAAUCCGUCCAAUCAGGCCAGUUUGCAGCAUCAGAACAGAAAGUCUCCGCUCAGUCGAUUUACCUCAUUUGAAUCAGAUUAGCUGCUGUUGUCAGCAAAUCAGAGCCCGGUACUGUGAGUUCAUGAGGAUGUUAGUGUGAUCGUAAAAACAUAAUUGUUACAGGUUCAGAAUGUGGGACCUUUAAUCUGUGACUAUCAUCGGCCGGAGUAGGAGAUCAGCACCAACAUGCAUAUCUCAACAACAGUGAUAACAGCUCUCCUCUUCUUAUCUCUACCUCCACCAACUGAUAACGCACUGCCCAGUCUCUGAGUUGGGUCUGUAAACGACCCCUUAUCACAAUGUUACAAGACGUGUGUGUGUAUGUGUGUGUGUGUGUGAGAGAGAGAGUUAAUCUGUGUACUGUGUAUACUACCAACAUGCUCCCAGUUUAGGGUAUUAUUUUGGUACUCCAUGGGAAUCACAUCAUCAUUAUUUAACUCAUGAUGAUGAUGAUGAUGAUGGUACUCCCUGUACGGUAACUCCUUUAUUAUGUUUUUUUAAUAUCAAAUGUAGUCACACCUAUGCUUUUUAAUAGCAUUUUAUUGACACUAUCAUAGAGUAAAUUGCCUUUUUUUCAUUUGUACAUCUAUGUUGUAUUGAUUAUGCCCUUUUCUCAUAUGUUACAAUUGGUUUACAAUUGUUAAAUACAAUGUUUUUGUUUUUUCAUUGUGUACAGAAGUUAAGCUGCUUUGCAACAUCUUUUCUUUGGAAAAGGACUUUGAUGGUAGACUUUUAUCUGAGUGUGAAAUGUAAUGAAUUUUUAUAGUGAGUCAAACCCUUGUACACUUGCUCUUCUGUGAGUUAAAGAAUACUUUCAUUUUCCACACACCAUCUGUCCCGCUGCUGUUCUGCACUGAUUCUUUCUCUGCCUGCUGGAGCUCUCAGUGUUUGCGACCCUGGAAGGUUUCAUAGCAGAUGUGUUGAUGGAUAUUUUACAGUGGGUCUCAUGUCCAUCCCUCUUUUUGCAGUAGGAUGGCUCAAGUGCAGGCAGCAUGAUGAAAGUGAUCAUUUGAAACAUUGUUAAAUGUUACGACAGUUUCUUAUCUUGUUGUAGCAGGUUUCUUGCUCUCUUGGCCCAAACACUCUCACAUGAACCUAAAUUAGCUUGAGAAUAAUGUUGGUUGAUUUAAAGUCUUUGAUACAUGGUAUGCAAUGUUUGAAGCCAUGAGAGCAAUGUAGUAACCAGCUAUGACCAGUAACUCACUAUUUCAGUUUUGUCUCUUCUUAAAAUGUGGAUUUCUUUCCCAUCACCUCUUCCCAUCCCUACUGAAGAAACAUCUCCUCCCAGCGUCUGUGGACGAGGGUCUUCUUGUCUAUGAGGGGAGGGUGGGAAUAGAGUUGCUCAUAGGUGCUGGCAUGGGAGAGACAGCGUCAAAAACAUGUGAUAAGAAAAGCAAAGUGUAAAUAUUGCAAAAUAAUUGCUGGAGUAUGAAUGAUUAAUACAAGAAAAAAAUAAAGAAUGAUUGAAAUUUA